Messenger RNA from Menidia menidia (Atlantic silverside), 3661 nucleotides. The record is from the annotation of a GenBank genome assembly. NCBI's taxonomy places the organism in Eukaryota, Metazoa, Chordata, Actinopteri, Atheriniformes, Atherinopsidae.
AUGGUGAGGAGAAACGGCUGGUUCUGGCACCUGUUGCACAUGCCUGUCCUCACCCUUCUCAGACCACACUGGAGUCACUUCUCCUCCGGGCUGCUGCUUAACUUCAACGUCGGCGCAGCACUUGUGUUCAGCUUGUGUGUUGAACUGGAUACGACGAGCGGCAAAGCCAUGGCUUUCCUUCACAGAGCCUUCCUACCGCUGUUUCUCCAUCUCUGCUUGCUCAGCUGGAGCGUGUGGAGCAAGGUGGAGUUGACCAUGAAUGAUAAUCUGGAGGUGUAUUUGGGUGACUCAGUUGAAAUUCCCUGCCAGUACAGCUUUACCGACACUGACAACAAGCCUAGCUUUGUCAUGAUCCAGUGGUUUGUGAGAGCUGCAGGGAACAGCUCGCGGAUGCGGAUCUUCUAUGCCGACAGCAGUCAGCAGAUAGUUGAUAACAACACAGACUACAGCAGCCGCAUUGAAGUGACUUCAGAUGAGCAAGGAACACGGCUCAUUGUUCAUAAUGUCCAGCUGUCUGAUGAGAGGGAAUUCUUCUGCCAAGUCAAUGGGCUGGCUGCUGGCACGGCUGAACGCAAGACCCACCUCAGAGUGUUCGCUCCUCCAGAGGCUCCCAUCAUCGAGGGUGUCCAUUCUGGAAUAUCUGUGACAAAAGAAACACUUUCUAAGGUGGCAUCAUGUGAGGCUCGAAAUGGCUUCCCUAAACCCAACAUCACCUGGUACAGAGACGGCCUGCCACUGACAACCACACCAGGAUAUGUAAAUGUGCUGAUCCUGGUGACCCGAGAGUCCAGCGGUUUCUACUCUGUCCAGAGCACGCUGGACUACAAAGUGGUAAAGGAGGACAAGGACUCCCAUUUCUCCUGUGAGGUCAGCUUUUUUGUUCCAGGAGCCAUCAGGACAACAGAGUCCCAAAGCAUCAACGUUACAGUUCACUACCCCACCACCAUGGUGGAACUGUGGAAGGAGUCACCCCAGGGCUUGGUCAAAGAGGGGGAUACUGUGGAGCUACGUUGCCAGGGUGAUGGCAACCCCCCGUCACCAUUCAUUUUCAACAGAGAACAAGACUUGGAUGUGGAUUUGGAGAGCAGGGGUGAUGUACUGAUCCUGUCACCAGUGUCCCGUAAAGACAACGGCGUCUACCAGUGCCGACCUCUGGAUGCUGAUGGCCAAGCCGAUGUGAAGGGAGAUAUGCAACUCACUGUUCAUUAUUUGGACCCAGCGGUUGUGGUGCCAAAAGACACAGAGGUUAUGCUCAGAGGAGAAGAUCUAACUGCAACUUGCAAUGCUCUGUCCUCCCUCAAAACAUCCACCAUCUGGUACAAGGAUGGGAAGCAGGUGGGUCAGGGGAACACUCUGCACUUGAGGGAUGCCACCUAUGAAACAAGUGGAGAAUACAUAUGUGAGGUGACUGUUCCCUCCCUGCCAAGCCUGCACACCAGCGGCUCUGUUCACAUCAUCGUCCAAGGUGGUCCCCAAAUGGUGGGCAUGCAGCAGGAGGUGUUGGAGGAGGCAUCGGGCAGGCUGGUGAACCUGAGCUGUGAGGCUCAGGGGCAUCCACUGCCCAGCAUCUCCUGGAACAUCAUCGGCAGUCAGAACUGGCAAGAAGUGUUAAGCAAAGCCAACAACGACCUGACUCACAGCGUGGUGUCUGUCAAAGUCACCUCAGACAUCAGCGCUCUGUGCAACGCUUCCAACGACAUGGGCACCGACGUCAAGGCUUUCAGCAUCAAAGCCAUUCCCAGGGUCACCACAACUGCUCCAUUCUCUCCUGCUGAGGGCAGUGGGGUGAUCAUAGUGGUCAUCAUCCUGUGCCUGCUGCUGCUGGCCUUCCUGGGCAGUAUCCUCUACUUCUUGCACAAGAAGGGGAAGAUCCCCUGCGGACGCUCAGGCAAACAGGAGAUCACCAAAGAGAAGACCACCAAAGAUGACAUUGUCGUGGAAAUGAAGACCACCGCUAAGAACGAGGACGCCGUGCUCCUGAAGGCCGUCAACGGAGAAAAGAAGGGUGCUAAUGACCAGUGAAGGCUGGACGUGCAGCGGGCAGCAGGUCGCAUGAAGCCACCAGAGUGUGUCAACGCUCCGCUGGGCCGACGCCCCCCCCCCACAACCACGCUUUGUUCUCAGCAGUAUUCAGUCGAUUUACACAGGAAAACACAAUACACACUCACAUCCACACACACUCACACAUCCACACCUACGUCAGAGCACCUGUUCUCUUUGUAUGAAUGUCUUCUUCCUCGUCAUUAUGUUUCUUUUCUUCAUUUUUUUCCAGCUGUGUUCAGAUUUCAGCUGACGCUGCGUGCAUGAUGGCAUUUCAUGUUCCCCAUCCUUCUUUUUUAUGAUAGUGUAUAUAUUAUAUAUAUUUUGUUAUUUAAGAUAUUUUGACUCUCAGAUAUUCAUUUCUUCCAGCUCCUGUUCAUAUCUGUCCUCAUGGUUCCAGGUGAGAUUUUAGACAGAGCACGAUGUCACAUGUCCAAAUUUGGACUUCUGAGACAUCUGUCCAAGUUUGAUACUGAUAUUUGUAAAAAGAAAAGAAAAAAAAAAAACGAGUCCCUUGUUCAAUAACCAUUGUUUGAGCAUCAGGAGGUCGACCGGCAGGAUAAUCACAUCAGUAACCAGACACACUGGGCGGCCUUCUUUUCAAACUGCUGUCACACCGUUGUACUGUUUGUAAAUACGCGUAGUGGAGACCUGUUAGAGGAAGCCUCCCACUCUCUGAGGCUGAGGAGGUCCGUUAGAGAUCUGCUGUGCCCGUUUCGUUUUGUUUUUUCUACACCUCUGCGUACACUGAACCCGUUUCCUUUGCGUUGCCACUGAGAGGCCGCGGCUCGAGGAGGCGUCCCAGUAUUUUUGCAUGUUUUAUGUUCGGCUCAAGCUCCAGGGAUUUUCGUUGGUUUUAUUGUUUUAGCUGUUACCUUCCGGAAGAGCACAACGAGGCACUGACCGCUGUGGCGGGCUGCAGUACUCAGCCAGGACACUGUCCCCUGCAGUGGUUGUUACUUGCACCACCCUCCAGCUGGAUGGAGAGCUAGCGAUGAGGGAGCUACACCCCCCCUGCAUCAGCUGCAGGACGGAGACAGGUCACCUCACCUCACAUUUUCAGUCACAUUUGCUCGAUGCGCUGAACAUCGUUUUGUUUCAAGUCUUUUUAAAUGACCUCUGAGCUCUCCAAAGAUUGAGAAACUGCCACUACAGGGCGCACCGUUCAGCCCUCUGAGUCAAACGGGGUUUAAGUGGGCUGAUGUGAAACAUGCACAAAUGCUGCUGAGCUCCUCCAAGGGCCACAGUUGUGAAUACCGCUCACUGUCUGUUGUCGUGAGAUUUGUUCUGUUCCGAGCGUGCAUUUGCCCUGAUGACUUGCAACAUUAACACGGUAGCAAAGUGUUUGUUUGUUUUUUUUUCUUUUCCUCCACGUCAGGACAUCCUGAAGCGAGAUCAGUGCACGUGUGCGCUGAUCCACAACAAACACUUGUGAAUGGGUCCAUCAGUCCGCAACUAUUUUUAAGGGUUAAAUCAUUUGUUUGUUAAUGUUCUGCUUUUUUGGAAGCUAAAAAUGACCUUCUGUUCUUUUUUUAUAAAUGUGUGUAAAUUAAGUGCUGUACAUGUGACCCUUUGAUGCUUGCAUUUUUUUUUUUUUUUUGAAAAAAAAAAAGUAAUGCCA